GAUCUGCGUGCAACUCCGUGGUAAUGGGGAGAGAACCAGAGGAGGAGAAACACAUGGAUAAUAAGCUAAACAGCUCGACGGGAUCUUCGCAGCAAAUGGAGCCUGCAGAGGUUAAGGAGUGUACUACUGAUCACAACUCGGUUGUAGAUGACGGAUCUGGAUCCCAUUCAUCUUCUGGUCAAAGGAAGAAGCUAAGCACAACACCUCCUUCUCACAAAACUCGUGGUGGUGGUGGCGUGAAUUACACUGUUCCAAAGCCAUUCUCUCUGUCGGCUGAAAAGCCUGCUGCUUCCUCUGUCUGCGCAAGAGCAGGAGUUGAUAGUCAUAAUAGCUCGCCGGGAAAUGCUGCUAGCCGCAACUCUUCUUCUGGAUCAAGAGGUUCACAGCCAAACUCGCCUAUGCCAGCGAGGAAGACAAUAGAUCACAAGAAGCACCAUGAUGAUGAAGAUACUUUUUCUGUUGCUUCCUCAUCAGCUACAUCUGUAAGAACUAUUAAACCCAAGGUAACCAUUGGAGUUGCUCCAACCUUUAGCAGCACUUCGCGGCUGGAGAGACGCAAAGAGUUUUACAAGAAGCUAGAGGAGAAACAGAAAGCACUUGAGGAAGAGAAGAGAGAAAACGAGAAAAGGCUUAAGGAAGAGCAAGAAGUAGUCACUAAGCAACUCAGGAAGAACAUGGCUUACAAAGCUAAUCCCGUACCGACUUUCUACUACGAGCCUCCUCCACAGAAACCUCCAUUGAAAAAGUUUCCUCUGACUCGGCCCAAGUCACCAAACCUUAACCGCAGAAAGAGCUGCAGCGACACAGUCAACUCAUCACAUCAGGAGGUGAAAGGGAAGCAUUGUGUUCGACAUCGCCACAGUGUAGACGGUCGCAAGGACGUAUCCAACCCGAGGAGGACACCAGAUACGAAGAAGUCCACAAGGGAAACACCAACAAAGUCUGAAGAAGUUUAUGGGAAAAACAAGAGUGGCAAUGAGGGAGAGGCAGGUGAGAACUGCAAUUGAUGCUGUGGAGUGACGUGACGUGACGUUUAGUUUAUAGCUUCCGUUUUGACUAACUUGGUGAUUUGAGAAAUGGGUGAGAAGUUUAAGAGGAAGAACAUGUUCUAGAGUGGAAAAAAAAAACAAGUUUAAAAGUUCCGGUUGUUUUUGCUUUGCUUAAUAUUUCUAUAUUUGAUUGCUUGAAAUCAGCUACUCUUACUUGUUUGAUCUUUUCUUUGUCAGUUUGAGAAUUCAUGUGAAAAUGUAUAUCAAAGUUGUCUGAAAAUUAAGUUAUUAAACAUUUGUGUGAAUUA
Molecule: messenger RNA, 1297 nt
Organism: Brassica rapa (field mustard)
Lineage: Eukaryota; Viridiplantae; Streptophyta; Magnoliopsida; Brassicales; Brassicaceae
Product: protein WVD2-like 2
Biological process (GO): microtubule cytoskeleton organization
Molecular function (GO): microtubule binding
Source: RefSeq, a predicted model, not a curated record